GGGUAGUUAGAUUUGAAACUAAACUCAAACGACAACAGUUUUUUGUCCUCUUACCUCAAAAUUUCCCCAACUUGUAGGCGGUUAAGAUCUUCAGGUUCAAAGAAAAUAUAAAAUUAGAAUACUCGAUAAUAAAAACGACGACGUUCGGACUCAACCUGUUAAACCCUAGAAAAACCCAACAUUCAAAAUCAAACCCCUCAAAAAGAGAACUCUCCCUCUGUGGCUCUCUCUCUCAAAAAAUCAUGGGGUUUUUUGAUCUCAACGUACCAUAUGAAACCUUUCAAUCAUCAAAAACAAAACGAAUUAAACUAGUAAUCAAAGCAAUGGAGUUAGGCUACACAGGAAUCGCUUAUAAUCGUACGAUCAAAGGCAUAAUGUCCGAUCACGACCGGUGCUGUAUUACUCCGUUUUCUCUUUCCACUCUCCUCAAUAUCGCCCCUUCUCUCUGUUCCUCCGUCAAUCUCCACCGCGACCUCCUCAAUGUCCCACGCGCCUCCCCUUUCCGUCAGUACACGCGUUUGACGGUGUGUGUAGAUAGUCCAGCUCAAAGUCACGUGCUUAAUCGUGGAAAUAUGAUUUUAAAGAGUUAUGAUUUGGUUGCUGUUAGGCCUCUUAAUCAAUUAGCCUUUGAUUACGCGUGUGAGAAAUCUGAGGUGGAUAUAAUUACGAUUGAUUUCUCGGAGAAGUUACCGUUUAGGUUGAAGUUGCAUAUGGUUAAAGCUGCUAUGGAGCGUGGAGUUCAUUUUGAAAUUACGUAUUCUGAUCUUAUUGUGGAUGUUCAAGUUAGGAGGCAAAUGAUAUCAAAUGCUAAGUUACUGGUGGAUUGGACUCGAGGAAGGAAUCUCAUUAUCUCAAGUGCUGCUCCUUCUGUAAAUGAACUCAGAGGGCCAUAUGAUGUUGCGAACUUAUCAUCUUUACUUGGGCUCUCUAUGGAGCGAGCUAAAGAAGCUAUUUCGAAGAACUGUAGGAAUCUAGUAGCUAAUGCCUUGAGGAAAAAGCACUUCUACAAGGAGACUAUAAGAGUUGAACCAAUAUCAUUGGAUGAAAAAUCUGACUCCAAAGAACCUUUGUCUAUAGACUGGCUUAAAUGGGAUCCAAUCUCCAGUGGUGAAUGGGAUUUACAGCUGGAGGAUAUUGCAAAAUCUUUUUCUGCCACCAACAAAGUAUCCAAUUCUGUUAAAGCCAUUGACUUUGCUUCAGUUAUUGACAGCAUCUCAUCACAUGGUGCAAACUUUUUGACUCCUGCCAAGGCAGUUGAGGUACCAGUUACAGCAACUGGAGCAUCUGAAAAACUUGGUGGACAUGAUCUUCUUCCUGUAACAGAUUGCAAAUCAAUGUGCAAUUUUCUGUUAAAGGGUCAGACCCUUGAUCAUGGAAGUUCCCAAGCUAUGCCAAGAGAUGCUGCAACAACUUCAACCAGCUCCGAGGAAAUUAGAGCCCCUACAAAUGCCACCAAGGAAAAGCCAAAAAAUUCGAAUGUCUCAGAUGCAGUACUUCCUUUGGUUGUAUCUCAAAAGCAUGAUUUGCAAUUACAAGAUCUUAUAAAUAGUGAUUUAAAUACUGUGUUAGCAAAUGAAGAUGCAAUACUUCAGACACCUGCUGCAGAAAAUGGGUUAACUGAUGCUUGUGUUGCUGAUACCACAACAGAUAUUUUAUCUGAGAGUACUAAUUUUCUCGAGUCUCAGAUUUUAAAGUCUAUGAAUUCACAUGCAGUAUUGGGUACACAGAAUGCUGUCAUGGAAAACAACAUAGAAAAGACAGGUACAGAAGAUCAGGAAGAUGCACAUGGAACUGAAAAUGCAUCUGGCAGAAAACAGCUUAGGGAAUUUCGAGAUGCUGCUAUUACGCAUGUAGAUUCUGUUCCAUUUGUACUCACCUCUGGUGAAGUGAAUGAUAAUGUUGUCUCUUUAGUUAAAAAUCAGGAGAUUUUGGAGGAGGUGGCUAUGGAAGAGCAAGAACAUGGAGAUACAAAUCUAGACAUCUCAGAGGAGGUGGCAAAGGAAGAGCACGAGCAUGAGGAUGCAGAUACUGAAAUGGCUCUUAGUCGGGACAAUGAUUUUGAAGUUAAAGGCAACUCUCUAGGUGCAGAAGUUGUGCCCUUAAAGGAUGUGGAAAUGCAGGGUCAAAAGCAUGAAGAAGCUGAUACUGAAAGUAAUCAUCAAACCUUUGUCCCAUCAAUAUCAGGGAAAUCCAAGUCGAAGCAGAAGACACCUCUUUUAUUUCCGUUAAAACGUUUGUUGAAUCCUAUACCUUUCAAAAGGAAAUCUAAAAAGUUCAAACGCAAGAUGAAGGUAUAACGAAAAGUUUUUUGCACUCGUCCCUCCAAAUUUUGAUCGUCUGUCCGCUGUAAAAUUAUAUUAAACUAGUGCCCACCUUUAUAAAGUUAUAUUACCUGUGUUGUUGAAGGGUGGUGAAAAUUGUUUGAUAGGUUCUACAGAUGCAUCUGCCCUUACAAAAUUGAAAUUACAUAUACAAUCAUCAAGUAUUUAUUGAAUUUUACUUAUGAUGAAAAAGCAAAGAAAUUUGUAAAGUUUUUUGACAGUUCUGAGAAUGAACAUUUUGUACCAUUGAUCAAUGUGCUAAAGUUUUAACAUUACA
Ricinus communis (castor bean) is the source of this 2598-nucleotide messenger RNA. RefSeq lists its product as uncharacterized. The record is from RefSeq and is a predicted model, not a curated record. NCBI's taxonomy places the organism in Eukaryota, Viridiplantae, Streptophyta, Magnoliopsida, Malpighiales, Euphorbiaceae. Gene Ontology annotation, biological process: tRNA processing. Gene Ontology annotation, molecular function: RNA binding. Gene Ontology annotation, cellular component: nucleolar ribonuclease P complex. Bases 243 to 2297 code for a protein of 684 amino acids. The transcript has 6 exons.